AUAGCUUUUACGCAUAUUAUGCAUAUGAGAAUAAGUCGCUUCUCAGUACAAAUAUUCAUUCAUCGUGCGUCCGCGCGUGCGUUUACAUUUAGUUAUAGCAAGUUUCUCCGUCAGCUGCGAGUCGAAAACAAGCGUGUGCAAGAUGAAUAAGAUAAUGGCCGAAGUCGACGUAAAAAGUGGUCUGCGAAGUAUCCUACAACGAAUAGAUGCUGCAUGCCAAAAAAGAAAUCCAGAACUGAGAUGUUUAACACCUCGCCUCGUCGCUGUGAGCAAAACAAAGCCUAUUGAAAUGAUCAUUGAGUGCUACGAGGAAGGUCAAAGACACUUUGGUGAAAAUUACAUCCAGGAGCUGGCUGAGAAGGCAAACAAUAAAGACAUUCUUGAGAAGUGCAAAGAAAUCCAAUGGCAUUACAUAGGAAAUGUACAGAGUAACAAAUUGAACAAAAUCUUAGGCAUACCGAAUUUGUAUAUAAUAGAGACUGUGGACAGGGAGAAGAUUGCAGAAGCAUUGAACAAAUCCUGGCCAAAGUUUAAUGAGAAUGGUGAAAAGAAGUUGAAUGUGUUUAUUCAGGUGAAUACAAGCGGAGAAGAGGCUAAGGGUGGUGUUGAGCCCACCAAUGUGAUUAGCUUGGCAAAGUUUGUGAUUGAGCAAUGCCCAAAUUUAAAGUUUGAUGGACUGAUGACCAUUGGCAGAUUUGAUUACAAUGUUGAGGAUGGCCCAAAUCCAGAUUUUUUGUGCUUGAAGAGAUGUAGAGACGAAAUUUGUCAGCAUUUAGAAAUUGAUUGGAAAGAUGUCAAACUAUCUAUGGGAAUGUCUGAUGACUUUGAACAUGCUAUUGAACUAGGAAGCACAAAUGUAAGAGUUGGUAGUUCUAUAUUCGGUUAUCGACCACGGAAAGUAUAAAAGAUGCUAGGAUUUAUUUUCUAAUAAUGGGUAUUUGAUUAUUGUAAAUAGCUGUCAACAUCUUUGACAAUAAAAUUAUAAAGGGA
Messenger RNA from Dalotia coriaria, 990 nucleotides. Its product is annotated as pyridoxal phosphate homeostasis protein. The transcript has 4 exons. Gene Ontology annotation, cellular component: intracellular anatomical structure. Gene Ontology annotation, molecular function: pyridoxal phosphate binding. Bases 143 to 904 code for a protein of 253 amino acids. Lineage: Eukaryota; Metazoa; Arthropoda; Insecta; Coleoptera; Staphylinidae. The record is from RefSeq and is a predicted model, not a curated record.